Penicillium mononematosum is the source of this 258-nucleotide messenger RNA. RefSeq lists its product as uncharacterized. The transcript has a single exon. The coding region runs from base 1 to 258 and encodes 85 amino acids. NCBI's taxonomy places the organism in Eukaryota, Fungi, Ascomycota, Eurotiomycetes, Eurotiales, Aspergillaceae. The record is from RefSeq and is a predicted model, not a curated record.
AUGCCCGAAGCUCAACGCUUUAUUGCCGAUCAGAUUCCCGCAAGACCUUGCGUCGGCUAUGCCGUGGAACUUUGGCUUUGGAAGCUUCCUUGUGAUAUUGUCUCGGGUGGUGAGGAGGUUGGGAUGUGCCGCAUUACCACAAAACCGGGUGAACCUUCAGGGCUGGCCGAUAUCUCAUCUAACCAAUCGGGGGAUCAGUUGGGUGACAACAAAGGUGCGGAUAAUGCCCAAACUUUCAGGAUCCAGUACCCUGCAUGA